GUAUUCGACUGUAGAAGGAACCACAAACCCGGAUAACAUCUCCACGGAGUAGUAGCAUGACAAGUAUCGGCGACAGUCCUUGUUAUUGUGGGGUAAGAAGAUUCCUAUGAAACACAUACAGUAAACGAGAAAUUAACUUUGUUCAAAAUAUAAGCAACUAAUACGAGGAGGCCAAGCUAAACUGUAACAAAGUGGAGGCCAACAGCAGGGCCAAGAUGGCGAAAAUGGCUGUCCGCCUAAAACGCUCGUUGACGGUCAUCGUCUGCCUCUGGGUAGGUGUGAUGCUUGUCCUCGAUUUCAAUUUUGGGAAUUCGAUUUGGGAAGCGGAAAUGAAACACCUGUCAGAGGAUUUUGAUCGAGCUCAACAUCUUUUUGUUCACAGCCACUUGGCGACCGACAAGACUUUAGACCUGGUCACGUGCACAAGAAUCACGUGAGAGUCAAACGAGAAACAGAUGCCGAUAAUUCAGUUGCCACGACGUUUGCGAUCAGGGAGACUCCUGUGGGGAGAAAACGGGCAGUAAGGUUUGACCCUCGGCUGCUUUUGAAAGAGCUUAAUACCUCAGAGCCGUAUGGGGAAAACAUGCACCAUCAUGUUUGGUUUGAAACUAAAUACGCAAAUGACGACAGGAUUAUUUCACAAAUGAGUCUUGCCGCCCCUCUAGUACCCAGACCUCCGAAUGUGGGCGAUAAACGCGGUGCAAAGACCCCUAAACCCGCUUUAAAGACAAUUCUGUUGUUUAAUGGCCUGCCGAAGUUCGUAAAACCAGGCCAAGUCCAAUUUCUCUCGGAAGACUGUCCCGUGAAAACGUGUUAUUUGACUGGAGAUAAGAAGGAUUCAUCAAAAGCGGACGCUGUUGUUCUGGGCGGACGACAUCCGCACACUCCAUCGGUUAAACCACAGGGUCAGGUGUGGGUGAUGUGGGGGAUUGAAUCACCAAAAUACUGGCAAAUGCCUGUCACUCUGGGUGAUCGGAUUAACUGGACUGCCACCUAUCGGCAUGACUCCACCAUCGUAACCCCGUACGAGAAAUACGUGCCUCACAAAUAUGGUACUCUAAAACAGGGGACAUUGAAAAAUUAUGCCUCGGGGAAACAAAAGAAAGUGGCAUGGUUCGCCAGCAGAUGCAAGUCUAAUAACAAGAGGGAAGACUACGUCAAAGAACUAGCAAAAUAUAUCGAGGUGGACAUUUAUGGACCUUGUGGGUCUAAGACAUGUCCCAAAUUCUCCGCUGAGUGCUACAACAUGCUAAGCAACGACUACAAAUUUUACUUGUCGUUUGAAAACUCAAACUGUCGUGAUUACAUCACUGAGAAGUUCUUUGUGAAUGGACUGGGUAAUGACGUUAUCCCCAUCGCAAUGGGGGCGCAUCCAGAUGACUACAAGAGGGCAGCACCUCCGCACUCCUAUAUCCACGUGGAAGACUUCAGGUCAGCAAAGGAACUGGCCGAGUAUUUACACAAACUGGAUAAAAACGACCACUUAUACAACGAGUACUUUCGCUGGAAGGGUUCCAUGAAGAAAAUAAAUACUCAUUUUUUCUGCCGACUCUGUGCCAUGGUACACGAGGCAGAAAACCACCGAACUUGGUACAAAGAUAUACGAGAAUGGUGGGGUGGGGAGGGUGUGUGCAGGACUGAACAGCGGUGGACUGAUGGGGAGCCUCAUUUCUGAAGUUUGUAGCUUCAGUCUUACAAUAUUAUAUAGAAUAGCAUACAUGAUGAAAAAACUAUAAUCUGCUCGAGUUUGAACAUGCCCCACAUUCAUAUUCUAAUUGUGCAAAGAUAAUCAUUUUCCCAAAUUCAGACCACUUUAAAAUAAAAUCUGA
Messenger RNA from Lingula anatina, 1829 nucleotides. Its product is annotated as core alpha-(1,3)-fucosyltransferase. Gene Ontology annotation, molecular function: fucosyltransferase activity. Gene Ontology annotation, cellular component: membrane. The record is from RefSeq and is a predicted model, not a curated record. Lineage: Eukaryota; Metazoa; Brachiopoda; Lingulata; Lingulida; Lingulidae.